This is a messenger RNA of Fraxinus pennsylvanica, 873 nucleotides long. Lineage: Eukaryota; Viridiplantae; Streptophyta; Magnoliopsida; Lamiales; Oleaceae. The record is from the annotation of a GenBank genome assembly.
AUGGCGGUGAAGGGGAGGCAGUACGGGAGAGGUCCGCCGCGUAAAGGGUCGUCAUCUAUGAUGAUUUUCUCGAUCCUCUUGAUAUUCUCUUUCCUCGUUAUAAUCCUUUUGGCUCUUGGAAUUUUGUCAAUUCCAAGCAGUUCGAAGGGCUCUUUAAGAGCUCAUGAUCUCAGCUCCAUCGCCCGCAAUACCGUCACCAAAGGUGAUGAAAAUGUGGAGAGGAAAGAUCAUUGGGUUGAGUUGAUCUCUUGGGAACCCAGGGCUUCCGUUUUGCACAAUUUUUUGUCCAAAGAGGAAUGUGAGUAUAUGAUAAAUCUUGCUAAGCCUCAUAUGCAAAAGUCAACAGUUGUUGAUAACAACACUGGGAAAAGUAAAGAUAGUAGAGUCCGUACGAGUUCUGGUACAUUUCUUCCUAGAGGACGUGAUAAAAUUGUUAGGGAUAUUGAGAGAAGGAUUGCAGAUUUCACCUUCAUUCCUGUAGAGCAUGGGGAAGGCCUUCAAGUGCUCCAUUAUGAAGUAGGCCAGAAGUAUGAGCCUCAUUAUGACUAUUUUCUGGACGAGUUUAGCACUAAGAAUGGUGGUCAACGAAUUGCUACAGUUCUUAUGUACCUGUCAGAUGUUGAAGAAGGGGGUGAAACAUUAUUCCCUGCUGCCAAAGGAAACUAUAGUUCUGUGCCUUGGUGGAAUGAGCUAUCUGAAUGUGGUAAAGGGGGACUUUCUGUUAAACCAAAGAUGGGCGAUGCAUUACUUUUCUGGAGCAUGAAUCCUGAUGCAACUUUGGAUCCUUCAAGCUUGCAUGGUGGCUGCCAUGUUAUCAAAGGGAACAAAUGGUCAUCUACAAAGUGGAUUCGUGUCCAUGAAUACAAGGUGUAA